AUGCCAGAUCCUUUCGAUGAUUAUGGUCCCUCAGACGUCAAUGUUGCACCUUUGUUGGAUGAGGUCCAACCUCAACAAAGACGACACACUGCUGGGAGCAUUAUGCUUUGUUCCUGGAGGAAAUUUUAUGGCUUGAGGGCAGAGGGGAGUUCCAUGAAGUGCCUUGUUCCAGUUGUGGCAAUUCUUGCCCUCUGUAUUGAUGCCAAGACUGCUUUGGAGUUGAUCUCCACUGUGCCGGUUCCAGAGUGCCUGGAGGGAACCGGCACCACACGUCCAGCUGAGCAAAGUGCUUGGCUCCUCUCUUCGUUGUUCUCUUCUCCAUUCCACACAUCAUACUCGCUCGUACCUACACAAAUAUCCUCACUCAUUCUCCAUUUAGGCCUUAGUCUCCCAGGGAGCAGCAGUUCUCAAGAAACCCCCUCCAGCACUACUUCUCAGAGCAGCCAAGGAACUGCCGCUAGUAGGCCUAUGCAAUCGCCUCAUCUACCAUUGCCUCCUUCAACUCAGAGGCUGGGACCUGCAUCUGCCUGCUCGAAUGUACCACCCACCAAUAACCUAGCGCCUAGUGCUGUGAACCAACCAGACCCAGCAGCACAGAGAUGUGCAACCAAGCACGCAGCUAUACGAGCUAGGCUUAUGGAACUGGAAGCAGAUGAGGCCAAUGGCACCCACCAACUGGCCAAUGCCCCUCUCGUUCCCAUUCCUGCCUUAUUUGCAGACCCAGCUGUGGUUGACAGAGCUCGGGCAACUGCCGCUGCUAUGCACAAUGAACCGAAGAAAAUCAUAUUACCAGAAUUAGUCCCUGGCUUCAAAGCCAACCUGCUUGAUGCCAUCAUCCUGCUGAAAGUAGAGGAUGCCUUGAAGCAGUACAAAUAUGUACUGUACAUGGCAAUUACCCCUGCAGCACAUCUUCAGGCUGCACGCAACGGCAAUGAGGCAUUUUCCUUUAACACCUAA
This is a messenger RNA of Suillus plorans, 957 nucleotides long. RefSeq lists its product as uncharacterized. The transcript has 6 exons. Lineage: Eukaryota; Fungi; Basidiomycota; Agaricomycetes; Boletales; Suillaceae. Bases 1 to 957 code for a protein of 318 amino acids. The record is from RefSeq and is a predicted model, not a curated record.